AUGUUUCUGGUUUGUCAAUACACAAGUUUACCGAAGGACACUGCAUCAUUGCAUAGGCAGGUUCAGAAUGCGCUGUCGAAGGCUACUGAAACCAAAACGCGCUCGCCGGCGCUUUAUGAAGUUUCUUUUCCAGCAGUUCGGGACACCACAGCUGCCUUGUCGAGGAUCCUAGACGCCAAUACUUCGCACGCGCGGGAAAUCAUCAAACCUUUCGCAGCUUCAUUUCGCAAGCGCCUGCACUUGGUGUUUCCGGACGUGGCCGAGGCCAAAAUAGCGGAAAAAGUCUAUGGAAGCAGUGAGCAUACGUUCACGCUCUCAGCACUGCCGCUGUACGAGAGGCCGGCGUUCCUGCAACAGGUCGAGGCGCCAGCACUUGUGUUCGUCGUCCAGCCCGGGUUUAACAUAGACGAAUGGCUACAACUGGAGCGACCAGCGUUGUUGUAUCCCGACGCAAGCAUCGUCGUCCUAAAUGGAAACAUGGACCGCCUCCGAAGCAACUACUAUCCACCUCUGUUUUAUCCACGGCUAACUGCCCUGCGCAAGCGUUAUCUUGAGCAAUUUGAGCCCAUAUACUACUUGAAGCCCUUACCAAAUGGUUUGCUUUUCCGAGUCUUUCCAGAACCUUGGCAGACAUUCUUCUGCGCAUCGCCUGGUGAGGCGACUCGGAUCGCAGUUGACGAUGAGCGCCCAACCUUUCCACAAACGACUCAGCGUCUCAUGGAGUUAUCGAGAGAGCAGAGGUGA
This is a messenger RNA of Cyanidioschyzon merolae strain 10D, 744 nucleotides long. RefSeq lists its product as hypothetical. Lineage: Eukaryota; Rhodophyta; Bangiophyceae; Cyanidiales; Cyanidiaceae. The record is from RefSeq and is a predicted model, not a curated record. The coding region runs from base 1 to 744 and encodes 247 amino acids. The transcript has a single exon.